AAAACUUCAAAAUUUGGUGGUUGACGGCAGCAGGGAGGAGAAUGUUUUAAUGAAAUAUUCAAAAUUAAAAAAAUAUCGAGUUUUAUUAAUUAUGAAUAUAAAAGCGUAGCGGUAGUGGCAGCAUUUUUAUCAAAUGUGUAUUUUUAUUUUCAACAAACGCAUAGGUAGUCGCUAUACUUACGGCUUAGGAUAUACUGGUCCGCCGUCCGGUGGCAAGUUCAGUGUUUUCUCAAUAUGACUUCCAGAGACAGAGACACUAAGACCCUUCAAGAUAAGUUUAAGGGGUUCUUUAAGAAAAGUGGUUCGGGUUCCGCAGGCAGUCAUCACGAGCUGGCAAUAACACCCGAGUUGCGACGUGAGCUGGGACCUGAAACACCUCUGCACCGUCGGUUACGUGCUUUUAAAGAACUCGGAGAAAAAGCCUUGCACAUUCGUAUACAAGAGGGUGAAAUAGAAAAAAUUUGGGCUAGUACUAGGGAUUUGCUUGAGGAUGUAAAUGUGGAACCACGGCAAGCUGUACUGGGCCUGCUUUGCUGCAUAGCUGAGGGACAGCCCGAUUUACUUCUGAUGCGCUCAGUGCUGUUUCGCUAUUUGCGUGAGGCACCUCCACACUGCCGCCCGCAGGACUUUUCUCUAAGAUUUAAGCUGUUACAUGCUCUAACUAACUCUGGCAAGGACAUCAAAUGCUUGGAGGAACAGAUCGGGCCACUGCUAGUGCAGUGGCUGGGCGAGACGGCGGACGACACGGCCGGCGAUGUCAGGGCGCAGUUGCCGGCGCUGGUGUCCCUUGCCACGAACGUCGUGAAGUUCAACGCCGUGUACCUGGAAGAGGCUGAUGUGCACGCGCUGGUGGAGCGCGCGUGUCGGCUGGCGGCGCACGCCCCCGACGCUCCGCCCGUACUGGCGUGCCUAGCGCUGCUCGAGGCUGUGCUGAGUUACUCGCUGCUACCGCGCGGAGCCCUGCCGUCGCUGGUCGCGGCGCUUUGCCGCACCGUGAACCACGAGCACUACUGCCAGCACAGCUGGCGCCUCAUGCGUCACGUGGUCGGAGGGGACGUGGGCUACGCGGCGCUCGGCGAGCUCACGGCGGCGGCGGGCGCGGAAGAGGCCGGCGUGGCGCGCGGCGCUGUGUUCUUCCUCAGCUCGGCACUGUGGGGCGGGCGAAGAGUGCCUACGCUGCAGGUCUCGCCGGCGGCCGUGCUGCCCGCGCUGCGCCGGACGCUCCGCUUGCGCCACGCCGUGCUCGCGUACGAGCUGCUGGUGGCCCUGCACACGCUGGUGGCGCGGGCGCACGCCGACCUGCACUCUCUCGCCUGGGACCUCCUGCUCGACAUCGUGCAAGACGUCGUCGACCUCGACCGGAGCUUCGAGCCACCGAACGACCUGGUCCACUCGCGGUUGCACGCGCUCAUUUCGUCCGUCGAGGAGCUACAGGAGGCGGGGCAGUUCCGCGGCGACCCCGAGCGGCUGCUGGAUCUGUUGGACCUCUGCGGCCACGAGCGACCCGAAGCCUCUGUCGUGCGCCUCAUCACGGCGCGAGGCGCCGCUCUCGACGGCCACUCGGCGACUGCGGCCCUCGCCCUGGCCGAUCGCUACGUGCGCCGGGAGCCGCGCCUGGCCGUCCGUCUGCACGCGCUGCAGACACUGCUGGCCUACAUCCGCCGCACGCGUUGCUCGGCGCGCGAGGAGAUAGCGGAGCGCGUCGGGUGCGCGCUGGCCGGCCUGUGCGCCGGGGACGCCGAGUGCGCCCUCCGCGCGGCCGCCGCCCGAGCCGUGCCCGACCUAGCCGCGCUCUGCUCGCCCGACGCCUGCAUCGAUCUCGUCGACCAGCUCGAGAAGAUCCUGAACCGGCCGUUCGAAAUGUACGUGUCGGAUGUGUCCAUUCCGGCGGACGCGGACACGAGCGACGCGGCGGCGGCGCGGGCCGGCCUCGCCGGGGUGCUGCACGAGCGGCUGCCGCGGGCGCCCGCGGCGCCGGCCGCCCGCGCGCUGCUCGUCCUUCUGGACCACCUCGACCUGCACUACCGCCGUCCCGCCGUCUACCUGCACCACCCAGAGUUGCGUCGCGCCAUCCUCGACAUGCUCUUCGCACUUCGCAGCAACUCUUUCCACUGGGUCGGAUUCUGCUACGACGCGGCGGGCGCGGCCGUGUGGGGACCGGCGGCCCUGCGGCUCCGACCGGUCUGCUCGCCCUACCUAGUGGCCGAGCCGCCGGCCGCCCGCGGCGCUCCUCCGCGGGAGCCGACGCAGGCCGCGGCCGGCGCCUGCGCCUUCCCCGCGGGCCGCGCGGCUCGCGUGCUCGUGGCGGCCGUGUCGCGAGAGGCCGAUUGGCGCGUGACGGCGCACGUGCUGCGUGCGCUGCCGCAUCUGCUUCAGGCGCGUGCGCUCGCGCUCGGCCGCCGCGCGCAAGACAUCGACCUGCUGGCUUCGACCCUCUGCUCCGUGGUUUCGGAGGCGGGCGGCGGCGCGGUGUCAGUGUCAGAGUUGCACGCGGCGGCGCUGCCGGCGCUGGCCGCCAUGGCGCCCUACAACGCCUUCCUGGAGCCGCACACCCAGCAGCGGGUCGUGCGGUGCCUCCUGAAACACGGUAUGGCGCUUCGCGCGCCGCAGCCGUACAUAGCGGCGCUGACGCUCUUCGCGCUGGAGAUGCGCGAGACGAUGGUGCGGAUGCUGCCCGAGGUGCUGCUGGACCUGUCCAAGAUCUCGGAUACGGCGGCCAUCGCCAGUCCGAUGCUCGAGUUUCUGUCGACGCUGACGCGGCUCCCGAGCGCCUUCGCCUCGUUCGUGGAAGACCAGUACAUGUCGGUGUUCGCGAUCCUGCUGCCGUACACGAACCCUUCCCGCUACAACCACUACGUAGUGUCCCUCGCGCACCACGUGAUCGCCGCCUGGUUCCUCAAGUGCCGCCUCUCCUACCGCCGCAACUUCGUGCGCUUCAUCAUCCACGGCCUGCACAACUACGUCAUCGUGCCCUUCGAGGAGCGGCUGCAGAGGGGCCACGCCCCCGAGCCCGCCAACGAGGACUCGUCUAACCGCCAGCGCAGCUCCAGCCUUGGCUCGCGAGCGACGCCGCGGCCUCUGGCCGGAAGGGCGGAGAGAGCGGCGGGUUCCAGCGCUCCCGCCGCCUUCCACGUCGAGCUCACGGAGACAUGCGUGGAUCUGCUGGCGCGCUACACCUUCACGCCCUGCAGCGUCAAGCCGCACAGGAGCGAAGCGGCAGAGUUUCUGCUGCGGGGCGGUCAGGCCACCACGUGGCUGGUGGGGCAUAAGCUGCUCACCGUCACCACGUCGGGCUGCACGCAGGUGGCCGCCCGCCGCGGCUUGUGCGAGCGCUGCGCUACCCUCUGCCGACCCGCCGACGCCGCCCGCCCGCCCCUCGCCGACCCGCCUGACGACGACGGCACCGAUGUCGAACGGCAGCUGUCGUCGGACAACAGAUCGACGGAUCUCCUAGCUGAUGCGAUCGAGCAGUUCACGCGGCGACUCGACAGAAUUUCGAAGGAGGCGGCGGGGCCGGAGAGCGAGGGCGGCCGCGUGCCAGAGGGCGGAGCGUGCGGCUGCCGCUGUGCGCGUUGGGCCCAGCUGCACGUGCGAUCGCCAACCGGCGACGUGGCCUGGCUGCUGCGCAUGCAGAACCACGUCAGCGCCCCGCAUCUGCACGACUGGCCGCUGCACGACGUGCUGGCGCUGCUGUCGCCGCCGGCGGCGGAUGAGCCUCAGACGAGCCGACGGCCUCGGGCGGCGGAUCUGCACAAGACGAGCUCGGACUCCACGGUGGCCGGAGACAGGCGCCAGGCGCAGCCUCCGGCGCCGCCGUCGCAGCGCACUUUGGGCACGCAGCCCAUCAACAUCCCGAGUUCGCCGCAGCGCAUGCCCGCCGAUGACGACGACAUGCUGCUCGUCGUCCCCGAGGGUAAGAGUCGGCACCCGGUGCGACGCUCCAACUCCUCGCCCGAGAUGUCGUCCUCGUGGAAGAUUGGGCUCCGCGAGCCCGUCGGCCCCGCGGCCGUCGACGACGCCCCGGAGGGAGGCGGCGCGCCCGACGACGAGAUGAUUCCGCUGCCGGUCUGCGAGCCCACGACCGCAGCGACGUCGCUGGCGUCGAAGAAGGCGAAAAAGAGCGACCUGCGCGUGUCGUGCGAAGCCAUCCCCGAAGAGAGCGGCACCUCCCCGCAGCCGCCGCGGCCGCACCCCCACCUCGUCACCUACAACUCCGACCCCGGGGACGCCGACGCGGCGCCCCACCACCUACAAAAGACGAGCAGCGACAGCACCGUCCCGCUGGCGGCCGACGAGCUCCCACCGCUGGCGCGCUCCAAGCGGUCUAACACCAUCUCUGUCAUGAGCCCCACCGACCGCGCGAGGUAUCGGCCCGGACGGUACGUUUCCCCCUCCCCCUCGCCCUCCGAUUUCCGACCGGUUCGCUACGGGCCGUUGACUCGAGCUCUGUGCAGGGAGGGAGCUCCGAGCGGAGGCGCCACGGCGGCGGCGGCGGCGGCGGGCAGCGUUUCGCCGUCCUUCGUGUUCCUGCAGCUGUACCACAACAUGAGCACCCGGCCCCUGUCGCCGGCCGUGCCGGGCGAGGCGCCGACGCCGCUGGGGUCCGCGUGCGAGCGGCCGUUGCGCGUGAGCGGGGCGCAGCACGAGCGCACGCUGAAGAACAUCGACCUGGUGCCCCCUAUCGAGACGUACAAGGUCGGAGUGCUGUACGUGGGACCCGGUCAGGCCGACGACGAGGUGGCCAUCCUGCGCAACGAGUACGGCAGCGUGCGCUACUCGGAGUUCGUGCGCGGUCUGGGGGCGCUGGUGCCCCUGGCGGGCGCCGGCGACGGUUUGUUCCUGAGCGUGGAGGGUGGCGGACGCGACGGCCGCUACACGUACGUGUGGAGCGACGACCUGCUGCAGGUGCAGUACCACGUGGCGACGGCCAUGCCGCUGGCUCCGGGCGACCCCACGUGCAACGAAAAGCGCAAGUACGUCGGAAACGACUACGUGUCCAUCGUGUACAACGACUCGGGCCGCGAGUUCGACAUCCUUACGAUCAAGGGCCAGUUCAACCUGUGCGUGGUGGUGGUGGAGCCGGCCGAGGGCGGGCUGAGCCGGGUGCUGGUCAAGACCAAGAGUGAGCGCAUCCGCAGCAAGUUCCUGGCGCAUCUGGCGCCCGCCGUGCUGUCGGACGCCAACGCGGCGGCGCUGGCCCGCCAGCAGGCGCUGCACUGCGCUCUGGCCUCGCAAAUCUCGCAGUCGCUGGAGAGGCCCGGCGCGCCGCCUUACGCCUCCAAUUGCCUCGAGCGGCUGCGACUAAUCAAACGCCUGCGAGCACGCGUCGAGGCCGAGCGUCGCGCUCAAGCCGCUCGCGCGCCGCCGCCGUACCACGCCUCGCCGCACUCGGCGCACGCGCAGCGCCGCGUCGCCAUCGACGACUUCAAUGACUACACCUAGCGGCCGACGCCCGCGCAAUUUUUUUUGGGCAGCUGAGAGCGAUGCGCCGUUCGGCGGACGCGAAGGCGGAUGCACGAUGAUUGUUUUAUUGUGACGUGUGAUAGCUUUUAUCAAUUAUAAAAACACAAUAUUAAUAAAAUAUUAUGGAACUA
Molecule: messenger RNA, 5594 nt
Organism: Pieris rapae (cabbage white)
Lineage: Eukaryota; Metazoa; Arthropoda; Insecta; Lepidoptera; Pieridae
Gene: gig
Product: tuberin
Exons: 15
Coding region: 235-5442 (1735 amino acids)
Biological process (GO): positive regulation of GTPase activity; negative regulation of insulin receptor signaling pathway; regulation of small GTPase mediated signal transduction
Cellular component (GO): nucleus; cytoplasm; TSC1-TSC2 complex
Molecular function (GO): GTPase activator activity
Source: RefSeq, a predicted model, not a curated record